Carcharodon carcharias (great white shark) is the source of this 3307-nucleotide messenger RNA. RefSeq names its product interleukin-13 receptor subunit alpha-2-like. The coding region runs from base 332 to 1576 and encodes 414 amino acids. Gene Ontology annotation, molecular function: cytokine receptor activity; protein binding. NCBI's taxonomy places the organism in Eukaryota, Metazoa, Chordata, Chondrichthyes, Lamniformes, Lamnidae. The record is from RefSeq and is a predicted model, not a curated record. Gene Ontology annotation, cellular component: external side of plasma membrane; membrane. Gene Ontology annotation, biological process: cytokine-mediated signaling pathway. The transcript has 12 exons.
ACUUAUUUAGAAAACGAGUGACUAGAAAUACUGGUUGCAAUUCAAAUGAAAUCCAGUACCGUGGGGGAGUGGGAGCCCCACAUAUCUGUUGCAUCCUGUGUGGGUUUUGUCAGAUAGACCGGCAUCCGAACCGAGGAACCAAGGACACGCAAGCUUUUUGUAUUCAUCUGAAAACUACAUAACACAACAUGGUGGCGGUGGCGGUGAAUUGGCAGCAUUGACUAGAAUCUGAAAUCAAUAGUGGAAUUGAAAGCCAUGCCAGAAGCAUUGUGACCAGAUCAUAGCUCUUGCACUGGGAGAAUAACUGAGCUGUUCUUUUUGGCAUUGGACCAUGGAUCUGAACAACAUUACUGCUUUUCUUGCUAUAAUUUUAUGGCCAAGUGCUGGAUCCAAGAUAUUAACCUCAGUUGAUCCACCUACAGAUCUGCAGGUCACAGACCUGGGCCACCUGGGUCCACUUCACAUACAUUGGAAAGCUCCACUAAGUUUAACCAACAAGAAGUUGUGUGGGGUCCGGUACAUGAUGUCCCAUUGCAAUGUAGAUUCGACAAACUGUAAGCAUGUCACCACCAAAAAAUUGGAAUACACUGAUGGAUUUAACCUCAACGAGGGAAUAGAAGUGAAAAUCCAAACACUCGUAAAAGAACAAUGUAUAAAUGGGACUGAGCUACACAGUGACUGGGUUGAAAUAGUGUACUGGCCACCCAUGGAAGACACGGGUUGGAAAACUGAAUAUGACCAAUCAAUACAACUGAGUCCAGGACCUGUGGGUUCCAAAAUUAGGGACUUGCAAUGCAUUGUUUACAAUCUGGAAUAUAUGGACUGCAAAUGGCAGAAUGGAAUGAGUGCUCCACAUGAUAUCAAUUACACACUUUAUUAUUGGCAUGAAGAGCUGGAGCAAACAAUGGAGUGUGAUAAUUACAUUAAAAAUCAGGGGAAUAUUGUUGGCUGCCAUUUUCACAGUGACGAUCUCAUCGAAUUCAGUGAUUUCAACAUAUGCAUAAAUGGCUCCUCAGCAAUGGGGCCUGUAAGACCAGCAUACUACACAUUACAGCUUCAAGAUCUAGUUAAGGUAGCAGCCCCUAACCAGGUCAGCCUGACCUCAUCAAGAACAGAUACCAUUUAUAUCCAAUGGGAGCCUCCAGCUGGCAAAAUGAAGCUUCACUGUAUGAAAUAUGAAGUGCAGUUCUGUGGAAAAAGCUCUGACUGGGAGUCUAAAGUAAUUCCUGAGCCAGUCACCUCUACAUCUCUGAAUGUGACAGCUAAAACAAUGUACUGUGUCCGUGUGAGAGCAGCUGUUAACAUGUUUUGUGCUGAUGAUAGCUUUUGGAGUGAUUGGAGCUCUAUCCAAUGUUUGACAGAACAUUCAGAGAGUGGAGACGAUGUGAUCAUCAAACUUAAUUUCUUAACAGAACUGAUUGCCCUUUUGACUUUAGCAUCAUUCACAUUGGUACUGUGUGUUGUUGCUCUCUACUUCUGGAUCAGAUGGAAAAGAUUGAUUGCAAAGAAGAAACUUAACAUGUUGCUCAAUGACGACGUCAAGAACAUCCAAAAAAACACCCACUUAAACUAUUAAACAUUGCUCAUGCUGUCUGAGUGUUGUUGAAUAAUAAUUGUUCCCAAUUAUUGCACAGUAUAAAUGUUUAAACCUUCAUUUUCACUUUAUGACCAGGUGAGAAGGGGUGAACUGGGCCCCCCUCUAUUUAACCUCCCCAGCUAUUAUCACAAAGGUUUAAGUUUUGUUUUUACAUGGAUAUGUGUUUUCCAAAUUGGAAUGUGUUUAACUAUGAGCUGUGAGCAAUAAGGAGCCUAUCAAGCAAAGUUUUCUUGAGUCAAAGAGCAAACUAAAUCUGAGAAAAAAUAAUAAUGUGAUGUCAAGAAUUCAACCCUCAUGCAGUCAUUAGGAGGGCACACACACACACACACACACACACACACAGGCAUCAGAAAUAAGGGGAGUUAGAGAAAAAUAAUAGAAAAAGGUGAAAGAAUAUAUGGCAUUUUUAAUGUCUCUUUAGACAGUUGCGAGUUUUAAUUGGUGUCGAGAUUAUAGGAAAUGUCUGCCUCUUCACACUCUCGAGGGUGAUAUGUUGGUUUCUCACCUCCACCUAGGAAUGUGGCCUUGCAAUUUUAAGCAGUCUGCCCUGUCUCAGUUCAAAUUGCAAAAUGUCCAGUCAGUUGAAAAUAUGCUUUUUCAUUUUUUCAAAGAUAAAUGAAGUAAAGGAACAGUGAUAUACUUUCAAACCAUGAUGGUGUGUGACUUGGAGGGGAAUUGGCAGGUGGUGGUUUUCCCAUGUGCCUGCUACCCUUUUCUAGGCGCUGGGGUGUUCUGGUUUGGAAGGUGUUGUUGAAGAAAUCUUGGUGAAUUGCUACCAAGUUUAAUCUUUAAAUUGAUUUUUUUCAUAAAGUGUGACACAUAAAUGAGUGCCUUUGAUGGGAAAUAUGAUAGUUCAUCUAGUGCAUAUUUCCUAUUGUGAUUUUGUUUAGAUAAUUGUGUUAAUUCUUUUGAAAACUGCAGUUUUUUAUAGUCAUUUAUGAAAUAACUUAUGACUCAAAAGGACUGAGAUACUUUUUUAUUACUUCCGCAGGAAACACUAACCAAAAAGCAAAAGAAAUAGAUGGAUAAGAUGAUUAAUGUUUCCUGCUUGGUGGGUUUAAAUAGUCAUUUAAAAUUGCACCCCAAUGUAGUUUAAGAACAUUUUUUUAAUUCCUCUGUUUAGUAGUGCCAUGCCAAAGGUUUGCAGCACAGCAAUUUUUACUUACUGAGUGUUUGUGUAAUGCUAGCAGGCAAAAAACUUCAGGUAGUUUGCUGGGCCCAUGAAAUCUUUUGGUGCAGUCUCCUUGAUAAAUUAACAGGGCCACAAGACUGCUCUGAACGCCUGUGGUACAAAAGUGCAAAGUGAAAAAACUGAUGAAGGAUGAGUAUCCAAUCACGUGUCUCAGAAACAUCCCAAAUUGCUUUUCUUUGGAGUGAAUUCAAUUGUGCUGCUGUUAAAUGAGAAAAUGCAGAAGCCAUUUUGCACAAAGCAAGGUCUCACUAACAGCAUUGAAACAAAUGGCUAGAUAAUAUUUUUGGUGCAAGAAUGUUGGAGAGGACACAGAAGAACUCUGCAUACCUCUAAGUAGUGUCAUGGAAGCAACCAGAACACAGAUGGGACUAUGGUUUAAUGUCAUAUCCUAAACAUUUAAAAUGCUUUGCAAAAUGAAAGCACAAAUCUAAAUUGAUAUUGUAAAGUUGUAUUUUUGACAUUUAGUAUAUUUGCCAUUCAGAUGUAAAACUUUUCAAUUAAAAUGUAUUUCUUCACUG